Molecule: messenger RNA, 426 nt
Organism: Ramularia collo-cygni
Lineage: Eukaryota; Fungi; Ascomycota; Dothideomycetes; Mycosphaerellales; Mycosphaerellaceae
Product: related to single-stranded DNA-binding protein
Exons: 3
Coding region: 1-426 (141 amino acids)
Biological process (GO): positive regulation of helicase activity; mitochondrial DNA replication
Cellular component (GO): mitochondrial nucleoid
Molecular function (GO): single-stranded DNA binding
Source: RefSeq, a predicted model, not a curated record
AUGCUCGCCCUCUUCCGCAACAGCCUGCCACGCGCAGCAACCCGCGCAUUCUCCACGACGGCCGCCCGCCCACUCGCAAAGAUGCAGAUCAUUGGCCGUCUCGCCGAUACGCCUGAGCUCUUCGACACCGCAUCUGGCAAGCAGAUUGUGCGAUAUGCCCUUGGUGUCAGCGCGGGUCCACGAGAUGAGCAGGGUAACCGAAGCACAAGCUGGUUUAGAGUCGCAAGCUUCAUGCAGGAGGGCCCUCAGCGAGAAUUGCUGUUGAGCUUGCCAAAGGGAUCGCAGCUGUAUGUUGAGGCGGAGGCACGAAUGGACUCCUACGAGACGGAGGAUGGUCAGAAGCGUACUGCGCUCAACCUCUUGCAGCGCAGCUUCGAAACCCUCUCCAGCAAGCCUCGCGACGGGUCCGCAGAGGGUAGCGAGUAG